CAGUAAAGAACAAGAGUCCAAGUACCAGGAGACUCAUCCAAAUUUACGGAAGUUGGAAAACUCAGACUUCAGUUCCAGUGCGACCAGUUCAAACAAUCCAGCCCCGUCUGAUUGUUACCCCAAGAACCAGCACCUCCGUGCUUGCCACCAGAAAAUUGAUAACAACUUAGAUGACAUGUCCUCCGGGCUGGGCCGACUGAAAAACCUUGCUCUGGGCUUGCAAACUGAAAUCGAUGAGCAGGAUGAGAUCCUUUAUCGCCUCACUGGGAAAGUGGAUGCCUUGGACAUCAACAUCAAACGCACAGACAAGCGAAUCAAGGAUGAGCUUUAAAGAAACCUAUUUGUCUCUCACCUCUUGUUUUUAAACUCAAUAUAUUUUAUGCAGCUGGAGGGGAGGGGGGCUUUUCUUGCCCCGCUGCAUUGGGGAAGCGCUAGAGCAAAGAGGUUGCUAGUCCCUCUUGCCGUGUGAUUAAAAUUGUGAAAUAGCCUUGAAAGUGCAAUCUGAGAAAUUUAAGCUACUUUCUUUCACGUUUAAUUCAUAAAAGCACUCUGAAGCGUUGUCUUCUGGGACUUCUGAUUUUGGAGGAAACAUCUCAGUUCUUGGACAAUGAUUGGAGAGGACAAUUUAUACCCUGCCUUUUCAGUAUUUCUUUCGCCUUAAUUGUAGCAGGUACAUUUAAUUAAUUGCUGCCUCCUUCCCUUACUGCUCGUGUGUACAUUUUCACAAAAGGCUAGCUCCGUAUAGUUGAAGGACUGCAUAAGAGGAAAGUUUGCCUUAACAUUUCAAAUGCUGGGUUGUGACAAGAUGCUUCUGGUGCACACCCUCACCCCGACCCCAAACUUAAGCUACACCAAUAAAGCAGUCAUCAUCAAGUCAAUUGUUUAUUCCAGUCAAAGGACCAGAGCAAGUUAAAAACACUUAAGGAAUAUCGAGUUAAAAAUUUCUAGAACGAAAUAAUCUCUCUUAAAAAUCUAGUCUUCCAUUUUCUGGUGCAUGCGUGCGUGGUAGUAACCAGAAAACUUGCUGGC
Thamnophis sirtalis is the source of this 1029-nucleotide messenger RNA. NCBI's taxonomy places the organism in Eukaryota, Metazoa, Chordata, Lepidosauria, Squamata, Natricidae. The record is from RefSeq and is a predicted model, not a curated record.